Messenger RNA from Seminavis robusta, 2998 nucleotides. The record is from the annotation of a GenBank genome assembly. Lineage: Eukaryota; Bacillariophyta; Bacillariophyceae; Naviculales; Naviculaceae.
AUGAAGAAAAAGAAGGCACAGAGUCAUGAUGGCAGUGGUCUACAACAACAAACCAGCAACUCCGACAAUGUGUUUAGUGAUAUUGGUGAGGACAAAGGGGGGCAAGAGAAGAAAGAGAUGGAUUUAGUGAUUGGAAAUCAGCAUCCAACCACAUUUCCCAACAGCUCUCAACCAAAUCACUCCUCGCCCCAGGCCCUUGAUGAUGUUAUCAGUAGCAUCCAGCCAUUACCGACAUUAUGUCCGCCAGCCAUGUAUCGAGCAAGAUGGGUCCCAGAAAGAGCACCCGGGGCAUAUGCCGUGGAGGGGAUUGGACCAAUGUAUUGCCACCCAACAAGUAGGCCAGCCGACAUGGAAGAGCUGGGAUUGGAAUUGGUGCCUACAUCCCAAAAUGAAGUGGAUGAUGAUCAUGGACUUAUUCAUGCUGACCCAGUUGAUGACCCAGAAAAUGGUAUGAUUCCAACAGCAGAGCCAAUAACAACAAGGGCAAAAAGAAUAUGGAAGAAGAAACUAUUCUUGUUCCUCUCACUGGAAACAAUGGUUGCCAUGCUUGUUGUCACUAUUUUGCUUUUGGCAUUUCUCUUUGCAAUGGAGACAGAAAAUGAAUCACAGCCAGCAACACAGCAAAAUGGAGUGAUUCCAAUACAAGCAAAUCCAGGGGCAAUAGCUUCAACCACACCAAUAUCGCUAUGGGAAAGACUACAUCUACCUGAAUACACCCUCAGGGCUAUGGAAAAUCCUAGGUCGUCACAGACCAAGGCAUAUCAAUGGCUAAGCCACAAUAUCAAGAACUCUAACAAUACACAACAUCUCCCUUUAUGGAGACUGAAGCAAAGGUUUGCACUGGCCACAUUUUAUUAUUCAACACGGGGGGACCAUUGGGUGAAAAAUCAAGGCUGGCUGGAUUGGGACACCAAUGAGUGCAACUGGGAACAAAUUUAUUCGGAUUGGGACCCAAACGCAGUUUAUUGUGGUGAUGCUGGGCAACUCGUAUCGUUGCAGUUUUGGUCUGCCAACAAUUUGGAUGGAACAAUGCCGCCAGAGAUAUCCCUGCUUUGUAGCAGCUUGGAAACACUUAUAUUUUCUGGGAACCACCAACUCCAAGGAAACAUGCCAACCGAGGUUGGACUUUUGACAAGACUGACAAGUUUUUCCUUAAGCGCAACACACUUGUCCGGCACACUCCCAACAGAACUGGGUCAGCUACGAAGCUUGGGGCGACUAUUGAUCUCGGGUAGCGAUUUUGAUGGGACUUUACCUACUGAGCUGGGCAACCUAAGCAAGCUGACAGUUCUGCUAUCUGAUACAGUGAACAUUUCUGGAUCCAUCCCCACUGAAAUUCUUCGAUUGUCAGACCUGAAGACCUUGGGUUUCUCAGAGUGCCCUCUGUUGGAUAUAACACCUUUCCUGACUGAGGUAGUUGGAAACCUGCACAAUUUGGAGAUGCUAGGUCUAGGCUAUGGGAAAACUGGGGGGUUCACAUCAAUCCCAUCUGAAAUUGGCAAGCUGACAAACCUGGUAUAUCUAGUCUUCUCUGAAUUGCAACUCAAUGGCACAAUUCCAAGCGAGAUGGGAUUGUUGACAAAGCUAAGCAGCUUGGACUUGCAAAGCAACUCAAUCUCAGGCACUUUACCAAAAGAGUUAUCAAAGAUGUCAAAGCUGAAAGGGCUGCUCCUUAAUUCCAACCAAAUAGAAGGCAGACCUCUGGAACAAGAUGUGCUUCCCCAACUUACCCAGCUAAAGAAGUUGCAUAUCAAUGACAACCUUUUCUCAGGCUCUAUUGCAACAGAAAUAGGUUUGAUGUCCAGCAUUGAGAACCUUGAACUGCAUAACACAAAAAUAUAUGGGACCCUUCCCACCGAGUUGCUUUUGUUGGACAACUUGACCAGCUUGGUCUUGAUGAACACAUCCUCAUCUGGGAGCAUCCCUAAUGGAUUAUGUGGUACCAUACUCUCGCCACAUGAAAUGAAAUAUUUUGGGGGGAAUUUCUAUUGGGUUCCCACAACCAACAUGUCAGUCUGCUAUGGAACUGGUCUAUGUGGCUGCACUUGUGAGCCUUGCCCAAAAACAUGACAUAGUUUUAACCCCCCCACAACCUUCAUUCUUCUUCCAGUGGCUCUGGGUUGCCAUUGCCCCUUCAGAAAUAAGGCGGGCUACUAAAGUAGGGAAGUUACCUAACGCCGGCAUGGGAGAUGCAUGGUGAGGGCCCGGUUUAGGCAAAGAAGAUGCGAAUUUUGGGACUAUGUUCCGUCGGAUCAAGGGCAACAAACUGGGUGCCAAGUGAGGUCUGAAGGGCUUGAACUUGUGGGAUCCAACGAUGACAGAAAUGAAGCAUUGAUAUAGCAUUCUAUUUUAGGCUACUCGAAGUAUGACGUGACCACUGUGCCCCUAUUACCGUACCCCCACAGCAUUGGGUCGGAGAGAGUUGGCCCCUCAGCCAGGAAAGGUUUUUAAAAACCUAACAGAGGUAUGAAGUUAAGGGAUCCCUUACCUCAUUGUGGACCCAUCCUUGCUUAUUCUGCCGUCAGUGUCAGUGCAGUGCCCUACCCUACCUGGCGGUGGUCCGAACUCCAACCUCCGAAUCAAUCAUCGUGUGUGACGUUUGAUAAGGGCAAUUGCAUGAGAGCAGUGCCCUGAAAUAAAUGGAACACUUCAAAACGAUAAUGACUUGGAACAGAAAGGAUCUCUGUCUUAGGAACACUGGAGUUAACCCCUACGCCAUACUAGCUACAUGUAGGACACCUACUUUUCAGGUGUAAGUAAAUCCGCUUUACCCCAAAGUAAAUCCGUUUUACCCCAAGACAAGGGCAAUUACAUGUAUUGAUGAGAGUCGAGUCGGCAUCGUAAAAUGUUCAGGACAUGUCCUGAAAGAACAUGCCGAACAUCGGGAACUUCCUAAAAGAUCCGAUCACUUGUGCGUCCCGCUGCUAAACAAUCGUGCCAAAAAGUUGCCAAGACCACCCCCUCACAACCCUCAUUUUUUCUAUCCGACGGUUUUUUA